This is a messenger RNA of Endocarpon pusillum Z07020, 1623 nucleotides long. RefSeq lists its product as uncharacterized. The coding region runs from base 1 to 1623 and encodes 540 amino acids. Gene Ontology annotation, molecular function: GTP binding. Lineage: Eukaryota; Fungi; Ascomycota; Eurotiomycetes; Verrucariales; Verrucariaceae. The record is from RefSeq and is a predicted model, not a curated record. The transcript has 3 exons. Gene Ontology annotation, cellular component: nucleolus.
AUGGUAAAACCAUUCUCAAGAUCAAAGCGAACACCAGUGCGACUGAGGCACAAAAUCGAGAAAGCCUCUGCAGCCAAACAGAGAAAGCAACGAAAGGAAUCCAAAAAGAACCCUCAAUGGAAGUCCAGGUUGAAGAGGGAUCCCGGCAUUCCCAACCUCUUUCCCUUCAAAGACAAGAUCCUAGCUGAAAUCGAAGAGAAGAAGCGAUUACGGGCUGAGGAGAAUAACAAACGCAGAGAGGCUGCGAAAGGUGGUAAAGGUGGACAGAAAGAGGCGUUGCCAGUCGAUAAUGGCGGUGCAAGCCCUGCGCUGGCGGUUGGAGAGCCACUGGAUGAGAUGGAAGAAGAUGGGGACGACUUAAACCCUAUGGCUGCUCUUGUAGCCUCAGCACAAGCUCGUGCAACUGAAUACCAGGACAGCGAAGCCUAUGAUGAAAUGGACGAGGACGACGAAGGAAACGAGGACGGUGGAAUCGCUCAACCCAUCUUUGACGGACCGGCCAUUAACCACAAAAACCCGGACUCGUCUCGUCGCGCCUUUGAUAAGAUCUUCAAACAAGUUCUCGAAGCAGCAGACGUCAUUCUCUACGUUCUUGACGCUCGAGAUCCUGAAGGUACUCGUUCUCAGGAAGUCGAACGGCAGAUCAUGGCCGCCGAGAAUGGAGAUAAGCGGCUCAUUCUCGUCCUUAACAAGAUCGAUUUGGUUCCGCCACCUGUAUUGAAGGCCUGGCUCAUGCAUCUACGCCGAUACUUUCCCACAAUUCCUCUUCGAGCUUCGACACCGGCAUCAAAUGCGCGGACCUUCGAUCACAAACAUCUAACAGUCAAAGGCACAUCGGAGACACUGCUAAGAGCCCUAAAAUCCUAUGCAGUAUCAAAGCAACUGAAGCGCUCCAUAUCUGUUGGCGUAAUAGGCUACCCUAAUGUCGGCAAGUCCUCCGUCAUCAAUGCCAUUACAUCGCGCCUCAACAAAGGUAGCCGGAGCUCUGCUUGCGCCGUUGGCUCUGAAGCUGGUAUAACGACUAGCUUGCAGGAAAUCAAGGUUGACAAUAAGUUGAAAGUGCUCGACUCUCCUGGAAUAGUGUUUCCGUCGGCAGUAGGAUCAGAUCAGGGCGCAGAUCGAAGAGGCGGUGACGAAGCUCGCCUGAUUCUGCUCAACGCUUUGCCACCAAAGCAAAUUUCUGACCCAAUUCCGGCGGUCUCUCUUCUCCUCUCCCGACUAUCCUCUUCCUCAGACCUCUACGAGAAACUUCUACAGACAUACAGCAUAACGGCCCUAGGCCCGUUCGGAAAUGGUGAUGUAACAACAGACUUUCUUGUCCAGGUGGCUCGGAAGAGAGGACGAAUAGGCAAGGGUGGAGUACCCAAUCUCAAUGCUGCAGCCAUGGCUGUGAUCACGGAUUGGAGGGACGGGCGGAUACAGGGAUGGGUGAAUGCACCAGGAUUGAAGCUUGCUGCAGAUGCAGGUGCAAAUGCAGAUGCAGAUCCGGAGGCGGUGGGAGAACAGUCGUCUUCGGACGCUGUACCGGAUAGAAAGGAAAUCGUCAAGGAGUGGGCUGAAGAGUUCAAGCUUGCAGGUUUGUGGGGCAACGGCUCACAAGAUGACGAAGUCAUGCAGCAUUGA